UGCGUUUUCCCUACGCACCGUCCCAUCCCCAGCCCCGCUUUCUAUCUGAGUAAAUAUUUUAACCAAUUCGUGUGAUUGAUUCUUCGUCUUCUACCAAUUUUCUACCCUCUGUUGGAAAGGAAUCUGAUUCUCCUUCGAACUCUUGUGGUUUAUAUUCGAUUCCCAAUUAAAAACCCCAAAUUACUGCCGAUACUCUUCAUUCUUUGAAAAUCUCUGAUAUUUUUCUUAACAGAAUUUUUCGGAUUCCUCUUCAUUCGGUUCAUCGAGCGCCAUUGCAGCCAUGUCCUUCAGAAUAAGAGGGGCGAGUGCAUCGCCAGGCAUGGUAAUUGCUGAUCACAGCAAGAAGGCAUUCUUAGAGCUGAAGAGGAAGAAGGCUCACCGAUACGUGAUCUUCAGAAUCGAUGAAAACAAGAAUGAGGUUGUUGUUGACAAAACAGGUGGCUCUGCUGAAAGCUAUACUGAUUUUUCUGAAUCAUUGCCAGAGAACGACUGCAGAUACGCCGUCUAUGACUUCGACUUUGUGACUGCCGAGAAUUGCCAGAAGAGCAAGAUAUUCUUCAUUGCCUGGGCUCCUGCAACCUCCCGAAUCCGUGCAAAGAUGCUUUAUGCAACAUCUAAGGAGAGCUUCAAGAGAGCUCUGGAUGGUGUGCAUUACGAGAUUCAGGCAACCGACCCGACAGAAAUGGACUUGGAAGUGAUAAAAGACCGGGCUAACUAACCGUUUGUAAGUUGGAUGAUUCAGUGCUUAUAUUGUUAUGGUUUUUCUACCAUUGGCUAUUCUCAGCAUCUUUGAGUGUUGAAAAUGUAUGAAACGGUCAACAAGAAUCGAACAAAAAUUCUGCUUUGUAGGCAUUAUUAUUA
Molecule: messenger RNA, 861 nt
Organism: Andrographis paniculata
Lineage: Eukaryota; Viridiplantae; Streptophyta; Magnoliopsida; Lamiales; Acanthaceae
Product: actin-depolymerizing factor-like
Exons: 3
Coding region: 281-718 (145 amino acids)
Biological process (GO): actin filament depolymerization
Cellular component (GO): actin cytoskeleton; cytoplasm
Molecular function (GO): actin filament binding
Source: RefSeq, a predicted model, not a curated record